This is a messenger RNA of Anopheles moucheti, 4222 nucleotides long. RefSeq names its product ran-binding protein 16 (gene Ranbp16). Bases 99 to 3368 code for a protein of 1089 amino acids. The record is from RefSeq and is a predicted model, not a curated record. Gene Ontology annotation, cellular component: cytoplasm; nuclear pore. Gene Ontology annotation, biological process: protein export from nucleus. Gene Ontology annotation, molecular function: small GTPase binding; nuclear export signal receptor activity. NCBI's taxonomy places the organism in Eukaryota, Metazoa, Arthropoda, Insecta, Diptera, Culicidae. The transcript is spliced from 13 exons.
UGACGCCAUAAAGUGAACGAGGCAUCAUUUUGACAGACCAAUCUUAAACUUGUGACUGAUAUUUUGUUGUCGUACCGGAGAACUUGAAAUUGAUAGCGAUGGAGCCAGAGCUGCUUGAGAUACUGUGCAAGCAGUUCUAUGAAUCCCGAGAUGCCCAACGACGGGUCGAGGCAGAGAAGGUGUUGUACCACUUCCAGGAUGACCCCGACGCGCUUUCCAAGUGCCAAACGUUGCUAGACCGAGCAAACUCGAGCUUCUCGCAGCUGUUUGCCACGACCAUCCUGACCAAGCUGGUGACGAAGAAUAUACAAGUAUUGCGGAUGCAGCAACGUGUGGACAUACGGAACUACGUGCUUAACUAUUUAGCUACCCGUCCGAAUUUGCAGCCAUUCGUUAUCCAAGCCUUAAUUUCGCUGCUGGUCAAGAUAACCAAACUCUGCUGGAUUGAUAUGUACGAUAGCGAGUAUGUGUUCCAAAACAUCCUGCAAGAUGUGAAGGAGUUCUUGGGUGGUUCGGUAGAACACUGCGUUAUAGGAGUUCAAAUUCUGUCGCAACUGACAGUGGAGAUGAACCAACAAUCGGAAGCGGCAUGCAAUCUCACCUUUCCCAAGCACCUCCGCAUUACGAGCCUGUACCGUGACAAAAUGCUUUACGACAUCUUUAUACUAGCCUGUACGCUGCUUAGUCAGGCGAAGGAUAGCGUAUGCAAGAACCAAAACUGUCUCGAUGAAGCCCAGCAGGGACUGUUCACUCAUCUGCUGGAGCUGGCGCGGAAUUGCUUGAGCUACGAUUUCGUUGGUGCCACGGCCGAUGAGUCGUCGGAUGACAUCGCAACGGUGCAGAUUCCAACCAACUGGCGGCCUGCCUUUUUGGACUCGGAGUCCGACUCGUUGAAACUGUUCUUCGAUCUAUACCAUAUGCUGCCAACGCAUCUAUCUAGCCUGGCGCUGUCCUGUUUGGCGCAGAUUACAUCGAUUCGACGCUCAAUCUUUAGCAACCCGGAGCGUAUUAAGUUUCUCACCAAGUUGGUAAAAGGAGCGACCGACAUUCUCAAAACGUCACACGGAUUGAGCGAUCCCGAAAACUAUCAUGAGUUCUGCCGAUUGUUGGCGCGCUUAAAAUCCAACUAUCAGCUCAGUGAACUGGUUAUAGUGGAAAACUAUCCGGAAGCAAUUCAGCUGAUAGCUAAGUUUACGGUACAAUCACUGCAAAUGUGGCAAUCGGCACCGAACAGCAUUCAUUACUUGCUGUCACUAUGGCAACGAUUGAUCGCGUCAUUACCGUACGUGAAAUCACCGGAACCGCAUUACCUAGAAACCUACACACCGGAAGUGACGAAAGCAUUCAUUACCUCCAAACUGGACGCCGUCCCAGUCAUUGUGCGUGAAGGGCUCGAAGAUCCGGUAGAUGAUACAGACAUGGUACAGCAGCAGUUGGAGCAGUUUGCUACCAUUGGCCGUUGUGAGUACGAUAAAACCUGUGCCCUGCUGGUGCAGCUAUUCGACCAAACGGCCAAUCGAUACCAAGAGAUACUGUCCAGUCCAUCUGCAGCAAAUCAUAUCGAUUUGCAAAUAUGCGAAGGACAGCUAACGUGGUUAGUGUACAUCAUUGGCGCCUCGAUCGGUGGCCGUAUCGCAACUCCCUCGUUCGACGAUCAUGACGUGUUGGAGUGUGACAUUAUCAUUCGAGUGCUGCAGCUGAUGACGCUAACGGAUUCGCGGCUGCCCCAGUGUGGCUGCGAAAAGUUGGAACUAGCCUUCAUGUACUUCCUAGCGCAUGUACGCAGGAUCUACAUCACAGAGCACAUGCAGAAGUUGAAAAUGUUCCCCCGCCUGUCGGAGAUACUGGGAGUAAGCGAUGACGAUAUGACCAUGCUGACGGUCACAAGCCGGAAGAUCAUAACAAAUCUUAAAUAUUUAGGCAACUCGGAAUCGGUCCUACGAAAGACGCUUGCAUUGCUGAACGAUCUGACCUUAAUCUGCUCUUCCGUACGAAAGCUUAUUAAAUUAGACGAAAUUCAGUUUAUGCUCAACAAUCGUACGCGUGAACAUUUUUCGUUCCUAGGUUCCGGUACGGUGGCGGCCACACGUUGCCGUAGCAUGUUCUACACUUGCCUUGGCCGUUUGCUGAUGAUGGAUCUCGGAGAAGAUGUGGAACGGUUCAACACUUUCAUGAUGCCGCUCACGAAAACGAUCGAGAACAUAAUAAUGAUGAACUUUCCAAGCGAAGAAGCAAAGAAGGAGUUGAUCGGGUUGUCGCGUGAUCUACGAGGAUUGGCAUUGGCGUUUAAUGCUAAAAUACCCUACAUGAUGCUUUUUGAUUGGAUCUAUCCGGAUUAUUCGCCUAUUUUAAUUCGCGCUGUGCAAAUGUGGGCCCACGAUCCCACGGUUACGACGCCUGUGCUGAAAUUGUUCACCGAACUAGUCUACAACCGAUCGCAGCGUUUGCUGUUUGAUGUCUCUAGUCCAAAUGGCAUUCUGUUGUUCAGAGAAACGUCCAAGUUGAUCUGUUGUUACGGUGAAAGCAUGCUGUCGCUAAAUGUGCCCAGCGAGCAGAUGUACCCGAUGAAGCUGAAAGGAAUUUCGGUGUGCUUUCAAAUGCUGAAACAAAUCCUCAGCGGAAAUUACGUAAAUUUUGGCGUGUUCAAGUUGUACGGAGACAACGCGCUAGACAACGUGCUUAACAUGACCGCCAAACUGAUAUUGACCAUCCCGCACGAGGAUAUACUAGUUUACCCGAAGCUAUCGUUAUCUUACUACACGCUUAUACAGUGCUUAGCCCAGGAUCACAUCUCAUACCUGUCCACACUGGAACCACCGCUAUUUUUGUACAUUCUAGAAAGUAUAUCCCAAGGAUUGAAUGCAUUAGAAACCGUAAUUUGUUCAUCGUGUUGCCAAACGUUGGAUCACAUUGUGACGUACAUUUUCAAACAACUGCAACUGAAUGUUUCUACAUUCCCGAGCAAGAAGCAUCGCCAGGCAGUUCCGCCGGAAAACAAUAUGUUUUUGAAAGUGAUGGAAUUACACCCCGAAAUACUGCAGGGCUUGCUAUCGAGCAUGAUGAACAUAGUUAUGUUCGAAGACUGUAAACAUCAUUGGUCCAUGUCCCGUCCGUUGCUCGUGUUAAUAUUAUUGUACGAGGAUUGCUUUCGACGUAUCCGUGAAACGUUCAUCCAAUCCCAACCCGUGGCAAAACAACAGAACAUAGCGCGACUGUUCGAUGUGUUGAUGGAUGGCAUCGAGCGAAACCUGCUAACUCAGAAUCGGGACAAAUUUACGCAAAACCUGUUGCAGUUCCGCCGAGACGUUAAUGCAUCUCUUAAGAUUACUCCGCAACCAAACUCCACGACAAACGAAAUGGACGAUUAAAACGAGGAGCACUUAGUCAGUGUUGCAGAACAGCUAUACAUCACAUUGACUGAGCCCGAGAUGCAAGAACGGAACAAUGUUAUCAUGUUUGAUGUUUAGUUGCUGUAUAAGCAAUGGAUAGGAAAGCUACUCGUCGUUACACACCGUAGCAUAAGGAAAAUGAAUACGAUUAACGUAUGUCGCAAAAUGGGUUCAGUGUAACACACGCAGCACUGAAAAGGAAUGAAAUCGUCGUCGCCAACCGGCAGGGAAAUGUUGACCUUUUUUGUACCAAAAUCGAAAAAAGAGUGCAGCGUACAAUGUAACGUGCGUCACGUAGAGGAGUUGCGUAGCUAUGAACAAAAUUCCGUUUGAACAUCUGGUCCUUUAAGAAGCGAAGAGCGAGGGUAAAUCAUUGUUCUGUUAGUACCAUGAUAGGCACUGCUUUUCGUCGUUUUUAUAGUCGAUAUACGGAAGAAAUCGGUAACUUGUGAAAACCAUUCGAGAAGAUUUGUUAUAUCGGUGGUGUUUCUGGCUGGUUCUUCUUCCGCCCUACGAAGCGUAGCCAAUCGCCCCUUUGGUGUUGGUUUGUGUGAUCUGUGAGUACGGUUGCGUGUUUCACAUUUUUUUUAAUUCCAUAUUUUAAUUAUUUGCAUACUAUUGGAAUGGCUACACCACAUUCCUGUUUUUUUCUUCUCUUCUAUAGUAUACAUAAUUUAAGAGCAAUGCAUUAUUAGCUGUUCAUACACAACAAACCAAUCGAAAAUCGAUGGCAAGCGGGAAAUAGGAAGGUGUGUAAGCGCAUGCUAAUAAGUCGCUUUCAUUAGAGUGUAUCCUUCGUAAUGUGCAUAACCAUAAACCGUAAUGAUCGCGUU